This is a messenger RNA of Laetiporus sulphureus 93-53, 612 nucleotides long. RefSeq lists its product as uncharacterized. The record is from RefSeq and is a predicted model, not a curated record. Bases 1 to 612 code for a protein of 203 amino acids. Lineage: Eukaryota; Fungi; Basidiomycota; Agaricomycetes; Polyporales; Laetiporaceae. The transcript has a single exon.
AUGUCCUCUCUCCGCUCGCUGUCGAAACACGCUCGCGCGCUUUUGCGCACGCUCCCCACAAAACCCAACGCGACGCGCGCCUUCCAUUCCCCAUUCAAGGUGCUGUCACAGGCGCCCCUCGUCCAGUCGCCCGCCGAGGUGUCGCCGCUGUACGAGAAGCAGCUCGACCACUCGCCCGACCCGCAGCUCUCGUCGACCGGCACGCGCAUGUACGUCGUGUCCGAGCCCGACCCCGCCAACACGCCGUACCAAGUGCCCUCGGGCGCGUACCCCACCUCGGCGCCGUACAAGAGCUACCCCGCCACGGAGGCGCCGUCGUCCCAGGGUGCGCACCGCUCCUCAACUAGUUCUGACCUUGCUCACCCCAUAACCAAUGCCGCUCCGCAGAAUGAAUCGGGCGUCAUGGAGAGCUCCGCCGUGCGGUAUGGUGAGGCUCCCGGCGAGAUGAAUGAGAGAGGUGGAAGCUACGGCGGACUGGGCUUGAUGGAUCGCGCGGGUACGAAGAGCGGAAAGGGGCAGCUGGCAGAUAGGAACCCACCUCCUGAUGAUCCCGCACUCGCCGCGAGGUGGUCGAAGAUGGGCAUUGACAACGCUUGGAAGGAUAGAAAAUGA